Letharia columbiana is the source of this 399-nucleotide messenger RNA. RefSeq lists its product as uncharacterized. The coding region runs from base 1 to 399 and encodes 132 amino acids. The record is from RefSeq and is a predicted model, not a curated record. Lineage: Eukaryota; Fungi; Ascomycota; Lecanoromycetes; Lecanorales; Parmeliaceae. The transcript has 2 exons.
AUGUCACUCCAUCACCACGUUCUCGCUAUCCCCGGCGGCGCUGAUCUACCUCCUGAGUUUCAUCCAAUCCUAGCCAGCAACAUGGCGGAAGAAUGGCAAUCCCGCAGCCCAAAACCUUCGCCGAUCCACGACAAAACCGACACUUUCAUUCAGCCACCCUCCGAGAAAGCCAGCACCUACACCUACGCAUACUGCAUACUGCGAGAAUCACUGAACGAUCGUGAGGCCACCACCGAGGACUUCAAUGCCUUCCUCUCGAUAGCUGCACCCAUGCGCUCCCAGAAGAGGGGCUAUUGCAUCUUCGUGCCAUCUUCCUCGUUGACGCAUCUGGCUCAACGCUUCAGCCUGACCAGAAGAUCAAAUUCGAAAGGGAAGUCCUGCAACACGCCUCCAAGCUAA